Aspergillus udagawae is the source of this 1542-nucleotide messenger RNA. Its product is annotated as dihydrolipoyl dehydrogenase. The record is from RefSeq and is a predicted model, not a curated record. Bases 1 to 1542 code for a protein of 513 amino acids. Gene Ontology annotation, molecular function: flavin adenine dinucleotide binding; dihydrolipoyl dehydrogenase (NADH) activity. Gene Ontology annotation, cellular component: mitochondrion; oxoglutarate dehydrogenase complex. The transcript has 4 exons. NCBI's taxonomy places the organism in Eukaryota, Fungi, Ascomycota, Eurotiomycetes, Eurotiales, Aspergillaceae.
AUGCUCCGGAGUAUGCUGCCGCGUGCGACACCGCGGGCUGCCCUCCGCACUGCCGGCCCUCAGCCCGUCCCUUCUAGCUUCGUUGCUGCUCCUUCUCUGUCCGUAUAUGGACGCUUCAGACGCGGCUAUGCUUCUGAAUCUGAGCACGAUGUGGUUAUCAUUGGUGGUGGUGUCGCUGGUUACGUCGCUGCUAUCAAGGCCGGUCAAGAAGGUCUCAAGACCGCUUGUAUCGAGAAGCGUGGACGUCUCGGUGGUACUUGCCUGAACGUCGGCUGCAUUCCCUCGAAAUCCCUGCUUAACAACUCCCACCUCUACCACCAGGUCCUCCAUGACACAAAAAAGCGUGGUAUUGAGGUGGGUGAUGUCAAGUUGAACCUCGAGCAGAUGAUGAAGGCCAAGGACACCUCCGUGGAAGGUCUCACAAAAGGUGUCGAGUUCCUGCUCAAGAAGAACGGUGUCGACUAUAUUAAGGGUACCGGUGCUUUUGUCGACCAGAACACCGUUAAGGUGAACCUGCUCGACGGCGGUGAACAGACUCUGCGCGGAAAGAACAUUCUCAUUGCCACCGGAAGUGAGGCCACUCCUUUCCCUGGCCUGAACAUUGAUGAGAAGAGAAUCAUCACUAGCACCGGCGCUCUGUCCCUGAAGGAGGUCCCCAAGAAGAUGGUCGUCAUUGGCGGUGGUAUCAUUGGUUUGGAGAUGGCUUCCGUUUGGUCCCGUCUCGGUGCCGAAGUUACCGUUGUUGAGUUCCUUGGCCAGAUCGGUGGACCUGGUAUGGACGCCGACAUCGCCAAGCAGGCCCAGAAGAUCUUGCAGAAGCAGGGUAUCAAGUUCAAGACCAACACCAAGGUCACCAAGGGUGAUGACAGCGGCGAGACCGUCAAGCUGAGUGUUGAGGCCGCCAAGGGUGGCAAGGAGGAGACUCUGGAUGCCGACGUUGUUUUGGUUGCGAUCGGCCGCAGACCCUACACCGAAGGACUGGGUUUGGAGAACAUUGGAAUUGACAAGGAUGAGAGAGGCCGCCUUGUGAUCGACCAGGAGUACCGCACCAAGCUUCCCCACAUUCGUGUCAUCGGCGACUGCACCUUCGGUCCCAUGCUUGCCCACAAGGCCGAGGAAGAGGCCGUUGCUGCCGUCGAAUACAUCAAGAAGGGUCACGGCCACGUCAACUACGCUGCCAUCCCCAGCGUCAUGUACACGCACCCCGAAGUCGCCUGGGUUGGCCAGAACGAGGCCGAGGUCAAGGCCGCUGGCAUCAAGUACCGCGUCGGUACCUUCCCCUUCAGCGCCAACUCUCGUGCCAAGACCAACCUCGACACUGAGGGCCAGGUUAAGUUCAUUGGUGAUGCUGAGACCGACCGCAUUCUCGGUGUCCACAUCAUCGGCCCCAACGCUGGUGAGAUGAUUGCCGAGGCCACUCUGGCCGUCGAGUACGGUGCUUCUUGCGAGGAUAUUGCCCGGACAUGCCACGCUCACCCUACCCUGGCUGAGGCCUUCAAGGAGGCUGCCAUGGCCACCUACUCCAAGCCCAUCCAUUUCUAG